This is a messenger RNA of Emiliania huxleyi CCMP1516, 402 nucleotides long. RefSeq lists its product as hypothetical. NCBI's taxonomy places the organism in Eukaryota, Haptophyta, Isochrysidales, Noelaerhabdaceae. The record is from RefSeq and is a predicted model, not a curated record. Bases 1 to 402 code for a protein of 133 amino acids. The transcript has 3 exons.
AUGAGGCCGACCAUGCUGGCUCUGAUGCUCUCUGUGGCCUCCGCAGUGACCAUCACGGACAUGCGCGCCAACUACAGCUCAAUCUUCAAGACGGGCAACCGCAACGCCGCCUCUCACCUCUGGGCGUCGUGGAUUCUCGACAAGGCGGCGGACCUGCAGCCGUCCAAAAUUGUCGAGCUCUUUGGCGGCUUUUGUCCGAUCAGUGGAUCGCCAGUCGUUCCAAGCGAGUCGAACCGUUGGGAGUACUCUCUUCCGACCCUGUCGGGAGACCGUGUCACCGGCGUCACCUACCACUGCUGCUCGCCAUGCGAUUUCCUCAAGGUCGACACCAAGACCAUCUCGACCGCAGCGGGAGAACGACGAUUUAACUUUCUCGUCUACGGCCAUCCGCGCCCGAGCUGA